UCGAAAUUUCACCCACUGCGAAUAGAGACUUAUUCAGUUGAGAAGAAGGAAAAAACAUUAAUAUUUACGUCAGAAUGUCGGCUGCAGAUAUCUAUUACUCAAAGAAAUACCAAGACGACUUUUACGAAUACAGACAUGUUAUUCUGCCUAAAGAACUCGCAAAACGGGUGCCACCAAAGACUCUUAUGUCGGAAGAGCAAUGGCGAUCUAUUGGAGUUCAACAGUCACUUGGUUGGGAACACUAUAUGAUUCACAACCCAGAGAAACACGUUUUGUGCUUCAGAAGACCACUGCCUGGCGUUGAAGGUGGAUCGAUUCCUUACUGAUUGCUGUUUUGAAUUUGAAUUAUAUCCUGAUUGGGAGCCUUCUUUGACUCACGGAUUUCAAGAGAAUUGUAAAUUUUUGUACAGAGAUUGAAUUUAUGACAGAGCUUCACUUCCACUGUAAGACAAAAAUAAAAGAAAGCAUGUGACAAUUUUUCAACUAAGUCAAAAUGACCAUUCAUUUAGAAUUCACACAACCCCAGCACUGGCACCAACUGUUAGCAAAACCAUGUCUUUGGUUUAACUUCACUUCUCCUAAAGUUUCAAAAUUGUUUUUGUGUAUUCUGCAUGAUAUCUUCAAAGAAAAAUGAAGUGAUGGGUGAUCUUGUCUCUGUGUGAAUCUUAAAUGAAAUGCAUUGUACUGUUACUCUCAAUAUCACUAAAAGGUUCCCCAGCUUCUGCUUGUAUCUUUUACUUGAUUGUAAUAAGAGUGGGAAAUGUGGAUUUUCUACCAACAUAUUAUUUAUUUAGGAAUGAU
Molecule: messenger RNA, 801 nt
Organism: Dendronephthya gigantea
Lineage: Eukaryota; Metazoa; Cnidaria; Anthozoa; Malacalcyonacea; Nephtheidae
Product: cyclin-dependent kinases regulatory subunit 2-like
Exons: 3
Coding region: 75-326 (83 amino acids)
Biological process (GO): regulation of mitotic cell cycle
Cellular component (GO): SCF ubiquitin ligase complex; cyclin-dependent protein kinase holoenzyme complex
Molecular function (GO): protein kinase binding; ubiquitin binding; cyclin-dependent protein serine/threonine kinase activator activity
Source: RefSeq, a predicted model, not a curated record